Achroia grisella is the source of this 1000-nucleotide messenger RNA. RefSeq names its product fork head domain transcription factor slp2-like. The record is from RefSeq and is a predicted model, not a curated record. Gene Ontology annotation, cellular component: nucleus. The transcript has a single exon. Gene Ontology annotation, molecular function: DNA-binding transcription factor activity; sequence-specific double-stranded DNA binding. Gene Ontology annotation, biological process: regulation of transcription by RNA polymerase II. The coding region runs from base 22 to 735 and encodes 237 amino acids. Lineage: Eukaryota; Metazoa; Arthropoda; Insecta; Lepidoptera; Pyralidae.
GGCGCGCCAUGCCGCACCACUAUGAGUCCACCGCACAGUUUUGCAAUACGAGACCUGCUCCCAGAAGCUUCGUCCAGGUCCCCGUCGCCGUCCGACACGGAACUCGACGUCACCGGCACGGAGACUCCCCCGCCCGGCUCCUCCAACCAAGCGAGCGACGAGAAGAAAAAGAACGAGAAGCCGGCGUACAGCUACAACGCCCUCAUCAUGAUGGCGAUACGCAGCAGCCCCGAGAAGAGGCUGACUUUAAACGGCAUUUACGAGUACAUCAUGAAAAAUUUCCCGUACUACAAAGAAAAUAAACAGGGCUGGCAAAAUUCGAUACGGCACAACCUGAGUCUGAACAAGUGUUUCGUUAAAGUACCCAGGCAUUACGACGAUCCAGGGAAAGGGAACUACUGGAUGUUGGAUCCAUCGUCGGACGACGUGUUCAUUGGUGGCACGACGGGGAAGUUGAGGAGGCGGUCCACGGCGGCGUCGAGGUCUCGGCUGGCGGCGUUCAAACGCGGUGCAAUACUGCAUCCCAUGUUUGGGAACCCAUACGCGUCUUUAGUGGGCUUAUACCCGCCUCUACUGUCAGUGUACGGGAGGUAUGCGCUGCCCAGUCCGUUGUUGAGGCUGCCACCGCCGCCUCCUAGUCCGUACCACCAGCUCUACAGAAGGAUACAAGGCCUCGCGCCGUCGGUGAGCCCUCCGACCGCAGACCCCGAUUCUCAUCUGGUGAAGCACAGUUGAUAGAAACGUUUAGUUUCAUGGCUUCUAGAGGGGUAUUUGGUGAUAUCCCCUUGAAGACUAGGUCAGUAGGACUUGUGUUGUGUUGGAGAGGUGACAAACUGUGAUAGGUACGUGGACGCUUGUGUAUUAUAUUGUAAUAAGUAUCUGUAAAAAGUGCUAAUACUAUUUAUGAUUAUCCUUAAGAUAUUUAAUGAAUUUAAUUAAGACAUAAUAUAAAUAUAAUGGAGAAAAUAAACCAAUUUACAAGCUGCUCGCUUGAAACAUA